AUGCCAAUAUCUCUUCAAGCUCUCACAUGGGAAGAGAGGGAGCGCCUUUUGUCCAAGUCUCAGGGACUUUCUCGAAAAUUCCCUUCCGCGGACCCCCUCCCUACCCUUCCAAGGUCCGGCGAGGAAACUACCAGCAGUGUUGGAGACGGUGGCAAGAAUCACAAAAUAGGAGACUGUUGCAGUCCAAUUGCUCGAAUUCGGAGUCUUGAAGAGAUUCAGGCAAAAUCAUCGGGUUUUCUAGAGAAACAAAUGGCAACACUGCUUGUUGCUUCGAGGUUUUGUGGCAAGGACGAAAAAGUUGUUAUUGAGGUAGCAGCUUUUGAUGAAGAUAUUCAUAAAAGUGAGUCUGAAGAUGUUGUGUCGCUGAGUGAUUGGCUCUUCGCCAUGCGUGAACACAUUGAAGAGCAAGUAAAAUGGGGUGUUGAGGCAUUUGGACAUGAGGUGUACAUUCCAGAGGCGACCUCUCUCACCAAACAUGGGACCGUCAUAUGUGCAUCAACAAUUCCGGACAUUCCAGCUGCAUCUUUGGAAGCAUUGUGUUCUUCCACCACCAAAGAGGUCUCCGAACCUCCUGUCACUGUGCUCUGA
This is a messenger RNA of Hydatigera taeniaeformis, 588 nucleotides long. The record is from the annotation of a GenBank genome assembly. NCBI's taxonomy places the organism in Eukaryota, Metazoa, Platyhelminthes, Cestoda, Cyclophyllidea, Taeniidae.